Molecule: messenger RNA, 1967 nt
Organism: Gorilla gorilla gorilla (western lowland gorilla)
Lineage: Eukaryota; Metazoa; Chordata; Mammalia; Primates; Hominidae
Gene: PCYT2
Product: phosphate cytidylyltransferase 2, ethanolamine
Exons: 13
Coding region: 310-1383 (357 amino acids)
Biological process (GO): phosphatidylethanolamine biosynthetic process
Cellular component (GO): cytoplasm
Molecular function (GO): ethanolamine-phosphate cytidylyltransferase activity
Source: RefSeq, a predicted model, not a curated record
AGCCGUUGCCCGGGGACCGGGCCCGCUGUUCUGGGUGGCGUCCUCGUCCGGCAUGGGCCGGGGCUGGCAGGCUGCGGGGUUCGCCCGCCGGGAGGGGCGGGCUGCAGAGGCUCCGCGCCCUGCCGUGGGCGACCCCGUCUACCUCUGGCGGAGGCUCCGCCCGGUCACGCCGACCUCUCCGGUGCAGCCACCGCGCUGAGAUCUGGAGCCACGGCCUCCCUGCUUCUCCGUAACCACCAGCAACCAGCUUGCCCGGCUCCGGUCCAGGGGUUCCCCUGGCAUCCGGGCGAGCGUCCCUGUAGCUAUGACAUGGUGCAUUACGGCCACUCCAACCAGCUGCGCCAGGCACGGGCCAUGGGUGACUACCUCAUCGUAGGCGUGCACACCGAUGAGGAGAUCGCCAAGCACAAGGGGCCCCCGGUGUUCACUCAGGAGGAGAGAUACAAGAUGGUGCAGGCCAUCAAAUGGGUGGACGAGGUGGUGCCAGCGGCUCCCUAUGUCACUACACUAGAGACCCUGGACAAAUACAACUGUGACUUCUGUGUUCACGGCAAUGACAUCACCCUGACUGUAGAUGGCCGGGACACCUAUGAGGAGGUAAAGCAGGCUGGGAGGUACAGAGAAUGCAAGCGCACGCAAGGGGUGUCCACCACAGACCUCGUGGGCCGCAUGCUGUUGGUAACCAAAGCCCAUCACAGCAGCCAGGAGAUGUCCUCUGAGUACCGGGAGUAUGCAGACAGUUUUGGCAAGUGCCCUGGUGGGCGGAACCCCUGGACCGGGGUAUCCCAGUUCCUACAGACAUCUCAGAAGAUCAUCCAGUUUGCUUCUGGGAAGGAGCCCCAGCCAGGGGAGACAGUCAUCUAUGUGGCUGGUGCCUUCGACCUGUUCCACAUCGGGCAUGUGGACUUCCUGGAGAAGGUGCACAGGCUGGCAGAGAGGCCCUACAUCAUCGCGGGCUUACACUUUGACCAGGAGGUCAAUCACUACAAGGGGAAGAACUACCCCAUCAUGAAUCUGCAUGAGCGGACCCUGAGCGUGCUGGCCUGCCGGUACGUGUCAGAAGUGGUGAUUGGAGCCCCAUACGCGGUCACAGCAGAGCUCCUAAGCCACUUCAAGGUGGACCUGGUGUGUCACGGCAAGACAGAAAUUAUCCCUGACAGGGAUGGCUCCGACCCAUACCAGGAGCCCAAGAGAAGGGGCAUCUUCCGUCAGAUUGACAGUGGCAGCAACCUCACCACAGACCUCAUCGUCCAGCGGAUCAUCACCAACAGGUUGGAGUAUGAGGCACGAAACCAGAAGAAGGAAGCCAAGGAGCUGGCCUUCCUGGAGGCUGCCAGGCGGCAGGCAGCACAGCCCCUGGGGGAGCGCGAUGGCGACUUCUGACCCGGCGGAGGCCCUGGCCGGCCCUCCCCCUGCUCUGCUUCUGCUCCUUCUGCGUUUGGACAUAGGACUCUGCAGGGCUGCCCUCUCUAACUGGCCUGGCUCUGGAAGGGCUGGUGAGGACUCUGCCUCCUUGCCUGCCUACAAGGUGCCUGGUUUGCAGCAGGCUCUCUGCUCUUUCCAGCAAAGCUGCUCAGAGAGGGUGUCCAGCACAGUGGAGAGGCCGGAAGUGAGACGGGCAGACGGCACCUGCAGCCUGAAACGCACCGCUCCUGCGUGCGCCCCCACCUGGUCCCCGGAUGCCCCCACCACCUGGACAGAGGCCACACUGACUGCCCACCCAGCUGUGGCAGGAGGUACAGAGCAGAGGGCUUUAGGGAGCAGUGACUGCGGUCACCCCUUUAGUUCUCUGGGUGUAGACCACACCACCUCCCACUGGGCACCCCCCAACACGGUGUCCUGCCACCCAGCGCCUGGCUCCAGGAAAACACGCUUGCCUUCCUUCCCGGCAGCUUCGCCGCUCUCCUUAUGGACUCUGUUCUGUUUGUACAUGGCUGACGUAAAUCUCUUUGGUACAACCGAAUAAA